Molecule: messenger RNA, 3534 nt
Organism: Closterium sp. NIES-67
Lineage: Eukaryota; Viridiplantae; Streptophyta; Zygnematophyceae; Desmidiales; Closteriaceae
Source: the annotation of a GenBank genome assembly
CAACCACCUCUCUUGCCCUGCCCCCCCACUCCCGCCCGGCCCAUCAGCGCGAACAGGGGCGAGGCGAGGGCGGCCCCCCCAUCUCACCCUCCCCCUUCCUGCCCCACACACUCCUUGCCCGUCAGUAUUCAGGUGGUCGCAGCGAGCCACCCAUCCGCGAUGGACGUCGACAAAACAGGAGUAGGGGACCUGCAUGAUGUCUCCUCCCAACCCUACAUCCCCCCUUACCGUCGCUCCGCACAGGCAGCGAUGUCGGCAGACGCCCAGGGGGAAGGGGACGGGGAAGGGCAGGCCGCCAUCCAUGCGCAGGCUAGCCCAUCGCGGCAGGCGGCCAUCGGCGGCCACACCCCCUCACCCUCCCAGCUGCCCCAUUCUCACACUCCUCACCCACAGCAGGGGGCGGUCACACGGCAGCCACUGAUUGGACAGUUUGCCCAACCCCACACAGGUCGCCGGAAGAAGGGCAAGGGCAAGGGGACACCCGGGGCAGCCCGGCGCUCGGAGCAGCCGGACACGACUCCACCCUCUGCUGGCGCGCAGCCCUUACCAGCCACCACCCCUCAGGCGACCCCAUCAUUGCCCCCGGCCUGCCACCCACUGCCCUCCCAUAACCAGGAUGGCGAGCUUCGGACGGUCUCCCUCCCUCGCCCCACCCAGGCCUCACUCCCCUGUCACCCCCCCAUCCCGCCCCUGGCCCCCCACCAGACAGUCGCCGCCGAUGCCCCAUCCGCGAUGGAAAUCGAACCGGCGGUGGAAGAGGGGUCGUUAGCCUCUCGCAAGCAAGCCUAUAUCCCCCCCCAGCGUCGGUCCCCACCACCCGCUUCUUUGUCCCCCUCCGGUCCACAACCUCCGACCCAGGCCAGGUCCCACGGUGGUUCGCCCACCACGACCAACCAGCCUGCCCUGCUCCCCCUACCCACAGGCGGACAGUCGCAGGGGGCAGAUGGGGAGACGGAGGCGGCAGUUGCCGACCUUCUCAGGAUAUGGGACGCGUCCGCCACCCCCUCUGCGCCCGCUUGUCCGGGUCGGGUGGGGGGGGGCACCGUGGACCCUGCUCCAGACAUCUCCCAUGCCCCCCCUUCCCCCCCGUCCACCGCCCUCACACCGGAGCGCAUGGUGAUCGAUGACUCCGACGCGGCCCCCGACCACCCCCUCUGCCCAGACGCAUCCACUGCUCCAGCUGCCCACACCCCAGCUCCUACGUCCCCCGGCGAGGCCACUGAGCUAGCCUGCCAUCCAGACGCAUGCCCCGCCCUAGCCACUGUCCCCUUGGUCACGCACGGCCCGCCCCCCACUUGGGCCACCGACCUCGGACAGGGGCCCAUCGAAGAGGCGGUCGUCGGCGCUGAUAGCUCGGAGAGCACGAUGCCAGUCCCCCCGCACGACACAGCGGUGCCGACAGGAGGACUAGCGGUCACGUGUCCUACCUGCCGGAGCACCUUGGUGAGCAGCCACGCUCUUGCUCUCCAUGCACCCCAUUGCCAGCCCGCCGAUGCUCUACGCAGGGCGGAGGCCCUGCAGGAUGCCACCUCUUCCCCUCCCUCAUUCAGCGAGCCACGCGCCUCCGUCGUCACAUUCUCGGACGUCCAGUGGUCGUCCUUGGAUGCGGUCGAUUGGACGGAUUAUUUCUCACCGAGACGCAUGCAUGCUCGCCCGCUCCGGCGUAUCCCGCCGAGGGUUCGCGGGGGGUACGUGGAUGUCCUCUGCGCGAUCUUGCAGCGCAUCAGCCAGCACCCCAGGGCGGGCGGGCCGACGUUUCUGCUGUUGGCCAUCCCGACCCUCCUCCUCACGCCCGCUACACCACCUGCACGAUCACAUACGGCGGCCAUCACUGCGCGCAUUGCGCGCUUCCUUGGUGGAGAUUGGGACGCCCUCAUAGCAGAGGCGCUCCACCGCCGCACACCCCUCGCGGCAUGCACGACACGCCGCGCCCGCGCCGCGACUCCGACGCCUGACGAGCGCCGCAUUGCCCGUUGCCUCCGCCUGGCAGCGUGCAAUGAGACGUCACGUGCUUGUGCGGCCUUGGAGUCGGCAGAGGCGGCCCCGGACGGAGAUCAGACGGUGCACCGCCUACGGGCGAAGCACCCUUGCGCGGAGCGCCCCAUCCCAGCAUGGGUGGCCUCCUUCCGGGAUGCAGCCCUGGUCCUGAGCAUUGAGCAUCUGCGCAGGGCCAUUUUCACCGCUCCGAGGGGCUCUUCGGGAGGACCUUCGGGAUGGGUGGCCGAGCACUUCCGCGACACCUUCUUGGCCUUCCCGAAGGCCCUCCCUACCUUGCUUGCUGUCUACCAGCAGUGGCUCCGGGGCGACUGCGCCCCGGCCGCACUUCCCAUGCUGGCAUCAUCCACCCUCGUCGCGCUCUCCAAGCCGAACAUGGACGUUCGGCCGAUAGCCAUAGGCGAGGUCCUUGCGCGCCUACUCCAGCGGGCGGCAUGCCUGCAGUUGCGCGAGCCGAUGGCUCGAGUCUUUCUACCAUCACAGCAGUUCGGGGUCGGGGUGACCUGCGGUACUGAGCUGGUCGUUAGGGGCGUCCGUCGCGGCAGGGCGGACCACCCGGACUGGGUGGUCGUCGAGCUCGACGUGGCGAACGCCUUUAACUCGUAUCACCGCGAUCGCUUGUUCGAGGCACUGCGAGCGAGCUCCGAGUUUCGCUGCCUCAUCCCUUUCGUUGCCCUUUUCUACGGCACGCCAUCCUCGCUGUUCUUUCGGACCGGGCGAGGAGUCACCACCAUCCGCUCAGAGCGAGGAUCUCGUCAGGGCGACCCUCUGAGCCCAUUUCUCUUUGCCCUGACACAGAGGCUGGCACUGGAGCCAGGAGCGCCUGGAGCGGAUGGCCCGAGUGCUGCCGUGGCUGCCUAGGUUGCGUGACCCCCAGGUGGCUGCGCACCUGCUCUCAGCAUGCGUCAGCACGCGCCCUCAGUACCUAGCGCGCACGGUCCCGCCCACACAGGCGGCUGGGCGGAUUCGGCAUCCGCCGCAUGGCGCGCGCGGCGCCAGCGAGCUACCUCUGCUCCUGGGCGCAGUGCGCCCCCAUCCUCUGCUCCCUCCCACAGAUCGGUGAGUCCUUCAGACGGGCGCUCGCGGCGGAGGACCCCGCAGGGAUCGAUCCCCACAUCGCGACGGCUUUGGCAGACCUUCCACCGUCAGUCCGGGCCUUGCUGCCACCCCUGUCCUCUUGCAUCUCGAGCGCGCCGGACGGUCUGUUUUCUGAGGUGAGUCGGCACCUAGAGGCGGCGGCAUUAGAGUCCGUUCGUGGACGUCACACUGACCCUUUGCAUCUUGCCCGUUUGACAUCCCUUCAGGGCGCAGAUGCAGGCGCGUGGCUCACGGCGGUCCCUUAUGCAGAUCCACUGCGCAUCCCGGAGGCGCAGUGGCAGGUGGCUUCAUGUUUUCGCCUUGGUCUGUCUAUCCCCCAGUUAGCCCUUACAGGUCAUUGCUCGUGCGGACGGGAGAUCGAGGACAUGUCGGUGCCCCACCACGUCGUACGCUGUCAGCACUACCACGUCACCACGACCGUCCACAACGCCGUGAAGUACG